AGCCAAUAUCCGUGGUCGUGUCCCGGUAUCUGAACCUCCUCUGUGUGGUCAUCUUGUUUAUAUGGUGGGUGUGGACAUAUUACCAUAUCCUGGUUUCACAAUGUACCUUACAGGAGUGUUGGUAUUUACUGUCUAUAGGCUACAGGAUAAUCACUGUGGGUUCUCUAUUGAGGUUGAACACUGCUGUAGAUUUGACAGGAUGACGGUGGAAGUGGUGACUGUUGCUUGAGCUAUACAGCAUGACAGAGGAGAGUACUCCAGGCUGUCAGGAAAUACUUCAGGAAUCUCUUCUUUCAGUGUAAAGAACUGCCAAAAUACCCAGGAAUUGUCUUCUAAUUGGCUGUUGAGAUGAGACCAAGAGGUGAGAUCUCUGUCUUUGCACGGCAUGGGAAUAUUUUAAAUAAGUUGAAUGUGAUUGAGUGUGGAAUUUGCAUUAUCUCACAUAUGUGUUGUUGUGGUUAUGGUUGCUAGACCUUGUGUAUGCUGUUACUUUCCUCAUCGUCAUCCUUGUUAUAUGGGGAAUCUAUACCAACCCACCCUACAUACAUGAGAGAGCCAGGAUUGUACAACAACAUAUCUUUGGUAAGGUUGCUCUUUCUCCAUAUCUAUUUCUGUGUAUCUCUUUUGCCCUCUACUUAAUCGUUUUCCCCCUCGGUAUAAUAGCAUUGUGUUGUGUAUUUCUUAUUUCAGGAGCUCAAAAAGAAACUGUGGUCACUGCUGGUAAGUGUUUCAAGCAUUCCCAUUUCUGCUAUUUCCCCAUCUAUCUCAAUAGUAUCUGUCAUUCUUCAUAGUUGAACAUGCCGAAUGUUCAAUACAUGCCGAAUGCUGAAUAUGCCAAAUGCUGAAUACAGUAGAAUUUGAUCCUUUCUCCUAAGUUAAAUAUUCUGCAGGAAUAAUUUAUUAUGAAGUAAAUAGUUGAAUUUCAAAGUGAUACAGACAGUUCAGAAGUGUCUCGUAUGAUGUCUGAAGUUUUCUCUUUGUCCCUGAUACAUGUAUCAGAACCCUCAGUCGCCUAUCAGUCAGUAAUCUUUAGCUAUUCACAACCUCCCUCACUUCUUGUAAGGAACCCAGUACUCUGUUUCAUCAGAUUUAGGAAUGUGAUAGUGCUGGUUCUAAAGGAGAGAGACAUAGGAGGGGGUCCUACAUAUUAAUUAAGUCUGUCUCUUAAGUCUGCCAUAAUGUGAUUUUCUUAAAACUUUGCAUUAAUUGACACUUUGUAUCACACUUUGUAUCAUGUAUAACACUUUGGAUUUCAUCAGAAGAGGUUUGCGUCUACAUACCGUAGGUUGCUUGACGGCAAAACGGUACCGGAGCGCCAAGUCUAGGUCCAAAAGGCUUCUCAACAGCUUCUACCCCAAAGCCAUAAGACUCCUGAACAGCUAAUCAUAGCUACUCAGACUAUUUACAUUGCCCCCCCACCCCUACCCCAUCUCCCUCUUUUACGCUGCUGCAACUCUGUUUAUUAUUUAUGCAUAGUCACUUUAACUCUACCCACAUGUACAUAUUACCUCAAUUACCUCGACUAGCCGGUGCCCCCGCACAUUGACUCUGUACCGGUACCCCCCUGUAUAUAGCCUCCCUACUGUUAUUUAAUUUUACUGCUGCUCUUUAGUUAUUUGCUUUUUAUUUUUUUACUUAACACUUUUUCUAUUUUACAUUGUUGGUUAAGGGCUUGUAAGUAAGCAUUUCACUGUAAUGUCUACACCUGUUGUAUUCGGCGCAUGUGGCAAAUACAUUUUGAUUUGAUUUGACUAGUUGUAUAUGAGACAUAUUAUAAGGAUGUCUGUUACAGCUUGAUGAGUAUGUUGUUUUCUCUGUUGGUUUGUAAAUAUAUAAUUUCAACACAAAUAUGUAUCUGUGCCUGUAUUUGUCAGCUGUGCCCAAAACCUCCCAUCCAAAAUGCAGCCUUUCCAAAAACUGCCCUAUCGACCAUUUUGCUUUUCAAAUCAGGAGUGGAGCAGCGACUGUUGUGGGCCCAAAGAUCUGCUUUGAUGGUAACAUGUACGUAUCUUCUUAACCAAUUUGCAUUCAUAUUGUAAACAGGAAUGGACAUAUUAGCUAGUGAUUAGUGAGCAAGAUUUGAUUGCAGCCGGUCCCUAAUUUAAACGUGGAUAUUUUCACCAAGCUUUUCCAUGACACCUCAGCUAUUGCACAUGUGGUUGCUGCUCCAGCUCUUGUGUUUGCAGUCUUGUGACAUGUGACUCUCAUCUCCAUAGUGUUAUGAGUGGUGUGAUGAACAACGUGGGACCAGGCCUGAACCUAGUGCUGGUGAAUGGUGAGUUCAGCUUCUCCUAACUUCACCACACAUAUGUUAUGAUGCAAAUAGACACACUGCUAUGGAGUGAAUGAUUGGAUUGUGCAAAAGGGAAAUGGGAUCAGACAUACCUGACUUGUUAUACAAUGUGCAUCUCUUGUUUUCUUAGGUGAAAAUGGGAAGAUUGAAACAUUUGACUUCUUUAACAUGUACUCUGGAGGUAAGGGCAGUUAUAAGGAUGCAAAAUUCAAAAGGCACUCGCACAUCUGAGCAUUUUUUAUUUUUUUUAUUUUUUAGGGGAUAGAUCAGCUUUAAUAUUGCAGAUAAAUUGUAACUUCCAUCAAUGUAAUUCUCUGCAUCACUUCCAAUCCCCCAUAUGUUUUUUUCUCUCGCAUAUACAGUGGGGAGAAGAAGUAUUUGAUACACUGCCAAUUUUGCAGGUUUUCCUACUUACAAAGCAUGUAGAGGUCUGUAAUCUUUAUCAUAGGUACACUUCAACUGUGAGAGAUGGAAUCUAAAACAAAAAUCCAGAAAAUCACAUUGUAUGAUUUUUAAGUAAUGAAUUUGCAUUUUAUUGCAUGACAUAAGUAUUUGAUACAUCAGAAAAGCAGAACUUAAUAUUUGGUACAGAAACCUUUGUUUGCAAUUACAGAGAUCAUACGUUUCCUGUAGGUCUUGACCAGGUUUGCACACACUGCAGCAGGGAUUUUGGCCCACUCCUCCAUACAGACCUUCUCCAGAUCCUUCAGGUUUCGGGGGCUGUCGCUGGGCAAAAUGGACUUUCAGCUCCCUCCAAAGAUUUUCUAUUGGGUUCAGGUCUGGAGACUGGCUAGGCCACUCCAGGACCUUGAGAUGUUCCUUACGGAGCCACUCCUUAGUUGCCCUGGCUGUGUGUUUCGGGUCGUUGUCAUGCUGGAAGACCCAGCCACGACCCAUCUUCAAUGCUCUUACUGAGGGAAGGAGGUUGUUGGCCAAGAUCUCGCGAUACAUGGCCCCAUCCAUCCUCCCCUCAAUAUGGUGCAGUCGUCCUGUCCCCUUUGCAGAAAAGCAUCCCCAAAGAAUGAUGUUUCCACCUCCAUGCUUCACGGUUGGGAUGGUGUUCUUGGGGUUGUACUCAUCCUUCUUCUUCCUCCAAACACGGCGAGUGGAGUUUAGACCAAAAAGCUCUAUUUUUGUCUCAUCAGACCACAUGACCUUCUCCCAUUCCUCCUCUGGAUCAUCCAGAUGGUCAUUGGCAAACUUCAGACGGGCCUGGACAUGCGCUGGCUUGAGCAGGGGGACCUUGCGUGCGCUGCAGGAUUUGAAUCCAUGACGGCGUAGUGUGUUACUAAUGGUUUUCUUUGAGGCUGUGGUACCAGCUCUCUUCAGGUCAUUGACCAGGUCCUGCCGUGUAGUUCUGGGCUGAUCCCUCACCUUCCUCAUGAUCAUUGAUGCCCCACGAGGUGAGAUCUUGCAUGGAGCCCCAGACCGAGGGUGAUUGACCGUCAUCUUGAACUUCUUCCAUUUUCUAAUAAUUGCGUCAACAGUUGUUGCCUUCUCACCAAGCUGCUUGCCUAUUGUCCUGUAGCCCAUCCCAGCCUUGUGCAGGUCUACAAUUUUAUCCCUGAUGUCCUUACACAGCUCUCUGGUCUUGGCCAUUGUGGAGAGGUUGGAGUCUGUUUGAGUGUGUGGACAGGUGUCUUUUAUACAGGUAACGAGUUCAAACAGGUGCAGUUAAUACAGGUAAUGAGUGGAGAACAGGAGGGCUUCUUAAAGAAAAACUAACAGGUCUGUGAGAGCCGGAAUUCUUACUGGUUGGUAGGUGAUCAAAUACUUAUGUCAUGCAAUAAAAUGCAAAUUAGUUACUUAAAAAUCAUACAAUGUGAUUUUCUGGAUUUUUGUUUUCGAUUCUGUCUCUCACAGUUGAAGUGUACCUAUAAUACAAAUUACAGACCUCUACAUGCUUUGUAAGUAGGAAAACCUGCAAAAUCGGCAGUGUAUCAAAUACUUGUUCUCCCCACUGUAUAUAUAUAUAUAUAUAUAUAUAUAUAUAUAUAUAUACAGUGGGGGAAAAAAGUAUUUAGUCAGCCACCAAUUGUGCAAGUUCUCCCACUUAAAAAGAUGAGAGAGGCCUGUAAUUUUCAUCAUAGGUACACGUCAACUAUGACAGACAAAUUGAGAAAAAAAAAUCCAGAAAAUCACAUUGUAGGAUUUUUAAUGAAUUUAUUUGCAAAUUAUGGUGGAAAAUAAGUAUUUGGUCACCUACAAACAAGCAAGAUUUCUGGCUCUCACAGACCUGUAACUUCUUCUUUAAGAGGCUCCUCUGUCCUCCACUCGUUACCUGUAUUAAUGGCACCUGUUUGAACUUGUUAUCAGUAUAAAAGACACCUGUCCACAACCUCAAAUAGUUACACUCCAAACUCCACUAUGGCCAAGACCAAAGAGCUGUCAAAGGACACCAGAAACAAAAUUGUAGACCUGCACCAGGCUGGGAAGACUGAAUCUGCAAUAGGUAAGCAGCUUGGUUUGAAGAAAUCAACUGUGGGAGCAAUUAUUAGGAAAUGGAAGACAUACAAGACCACUGAUAAUCUCCCUCGAUCUGGGGCUCCACGCAAGAUCUCACCCCGUGGGGUCAAAAUGAUCACAAGAACGGUGAGCAAAAAUCCCAGAACCACACGGGGGGACCUAGUGAAUGACCUGCAGAGAGCUGGGACCAAAGUAACAAAGCCUACCAUCAGUAACACACUACGCCGCCAGGGACUCAAUUCCUGCAGUGCAAGACGUGUCACCCUGCUUAAGCCAGGCCCGUCUGAAGUUUGCUAGAGUGCAUUUGGAUGAUCCAGAAGAGGAUUGGGAGAAUGUCAUAUGGUCAGAUGAAACCAAAAUAGAACUUUUUGGUAAAAACUCAACUCGUCGUGUUUGGAGGACAAAGAAUGCUGAGUUGCAUCCAAAGAACACCAUACCUACUGUGAAGCAUGGGGGUGGAAACAUCAUGCUUUGGGGCUGUUUUUCUGCAAAGGGACCAGGACGACUGAUCCGUGUAAAGGAAAGAAUGAAUGGGGCCAUGUAUCGUGAGAUUUUGUGUGAAAACCUCCUUCCUUCAGCAAGGGCAUUGAAGAUGAAACGUGGCUGGGUCUUUCAGCAUGACAAUGAUCCCAAACACACGGCCCGGGCAAAGAUGGAGUGGCUUCGUAAGAAGCAUUUCAAGGUCAUGGAGUGGCCUAGCCAGUCUCCAGAUCUCAACCCCAUAGAAAAUCUUUGGAGGGAGUUGAAAGUCUGUGUUGCCCAGCGACAGCCCCAAAACAUCACUGCUCUAGAGGAGAUCUGCAUGGAGGAAUGGGCCAAAAUACCAGCAACAGUGUGUGAAAACCUUGUGAAGACUUACAGAAAACGUUUGACCUGUGUCAUUGCCAACAAAGGGUAUAUAACAAAGUAUUGAGAAACUUUUGUUAUUGACCAAAUACUUAUUUUCCACCAUAAUUUGCAAAUAAAUUCAUUAAAAAUCCUACAAUGUGAUUUUCUGGAUUUUUUUUUCUAAUUUUGUCUGUCAUAGUUGACGUGUACCUAUGAUGAAAAUUACAGGCCUCUCUCAUCUUUUUAAGUGGGAGAACUUGCACAAUUGGUGGCUGACUAAAUACUAUUUUUCCCCACUGUAUGUGUGUGUGUGUAUAUAUAUAUAUAUAUAUAUAUAUAUAUAUAUAUAUAUAUAUAUACAUCUGAGCUAUCUUUGUUGUAGGUGCAUGGUAACAGUUGAAUAAGAUGAGAAAAAUAAGAAACCCACAAACUGCUCUUUAUUAAGCUUUACGUAUCGGCCUCAAGGCCUUCGUCAGAGCUUCUAUAUUCUGAUCGAAAUGUAAAGAUAGAAAUGAUCUUGUUUUUUCAUCUAAAUGACUAUGUUUUUUGUUCUACUUUCUCCAAAAAGAAACAGCGGACAUCUUGGCCUUCUUAAAGACGAUUAAACCCGGAAUGAUUGUUCUGGUGGCAUCUUUUGAUGACGCAGCGACAAAGUAGGUUGAAAUUAGUGGUGGGCACCAAUAUCGAUCAUUUUUAUAUGAUAUCGAUAUAUUGUUUGAUAUUAAUAUAUGAGCAAGGCAUAUUGUGAUAACAGUUUAUCCUUCCUGUUAACCUACACUAUAAUGGAAAAAAGUAUAUAUGACUGUUUCUGUAUGCACAAAACCCUCUCACAGACCUUCUCACAGGCUGUAUACUUAGCAUGCCUGCUGAGUCAUCACCAGUAGAUGGGCCUCCCAUUGUAUUCAGACUGGGUGGGUAGGUUCCCAGAACAUUCACACCUGUUCCAAUGGGCAAACAGCAAACAGCUGUCUGGACUUCCCAGAGCAGAGACAGUUGUAAUGUUGUUUUUUUGCAAACCGAUAUGAUAUUGUAUCGAGAAAGAAAAUGCAACUGAUAUUGACAUAGAUUUUCCAUAUCGGUGCCCAUUUCUGGUUUAAAUAAAUUAACACGUUCAUAAAUCAACAUUCAUUUUACAUCCUAUUUUCAAAUUAGAACAGUCACACAUCCACUCUGACCCUCAAUCUCUCCUCAGGAUGAAUGAUGAAAUCAGGGACAUAUUUGUGGGACUGGGAAGCAGCAGUAUCAAGGAUGUCAAAUUCAGAGACAACUGGGUCUUUGCUGGAGGCGCUGGGACAGAACAGAAAAGCCCCUUUGAGAAGGUGAGAGAGCAUCUGUAGCAUCGACACUGUCUACUAUAAAUAUCAAGAUCAAUCAAUAUAAAGUCCUUAUUCUGUCCAGCACAUCUUUUACAAUACUACUGUACAUUAGUACUGUCUAUACUGUAGUAGUAUAUACUAUAGUACUGUGUAACUGAAUACCUAUAAGCUCUCUCUACUAUUGUAAUAAAGCAGAUGGUAUUAAUUAAUUAGGUUUACAUACACUUAGGUUGGAGUCAUUAUAACUAGUUUUUCAACCACUACACACAUUUCUUGUUAACAAACUAUAGUUUUGGCAAGUCGGUUAGGACAUCUACUUUGUGCAUGACACAAGUACUUUUUCCAACAAUUGUUUACAGAUAGAUUAUUUCACUUAUAAUUCACUGUAUCACAAUUCCGGUGGGUCAACAGUUUACAUACACUAAGUUGACGGUGCCUUUAAACAGCUUGGAAAAUUCUAGAAAAUGAUGUCAUGGCUUUAGAAGCUUCUGAUAGGCUAACUGACAUCAUUUGAGUCCAUUGGAGGUGUACCAGUGGAUGUAUUUCAAGGCCUUCCUUCAAACUCAGUGCCUCUUUGCUUGACAUCAUGGGAAAAUCAAAUGAAAUCAGACCUCAGAAAGAAAAUUGUAGACCUCCACAAGUCUGGUUCAUCCUUGGGAGCAAUUUCCAAACUCCUGAAGGUACCACGUUCAUCUGUACAAACAAUAGUACGCAAGUAUAAACACCAUGGGACCACGCAGCCGUCAUACCGCUCAGGAAGGAGACGCAUUCUGUCUCCUAGAGAUGAACGUACUUUGGUGCGAAAAGUGCAAAUCAAUCCCAGAACAACAGCAAAGGACAUUGUGAAGAUGCUGGAGGAAACAGGUACAAAAGUAUCUAUAUCCACAGUAAAACAAGUCCUAUAUCGACAUAACCUGAAAGGCCGCUCAGCAAGGAAGAAGCCACUGCUCCAAAACUGCCAUAAAAAAGCCAGACUACGGUUUGCAACUGCACAUGGGGACAAAGAUGGUACUUUUUGGAGAAAUGUCCUCUGGUCUGAUGAAACAAAAAUAGAACUAUUUGGCCAUAAUGACCAUCAUUAUGUUUGGAGGAAAAAGGGGGUUGCUUGCAAGCCGAAGAACACCAUCCCAACCGUGAAGCACGGGGGUGGCAGCAUCAUGCUGUGGGGGUGUUUUGCUGCAGGAGGGACUGGUGGACUUCACAAAAUAGAUGGCAUCAUGAGGAAGGAAAAUUAUGUGGAUAUAUUGAAGCAACAUCUCAAGACAUUAGUCAGGAUGUUAAAGCUUGGUCGCAAAUGGGUCUUCCAAAUGGACAAUGACCCCAAUUAUUAUACUUCCAAAGUUAUGGCUUAAGGACAACAAAGUCAAGGUAUUGGAGUGGCCAUCACGAAGCCCAAAAUGUGUGGGCAGAACUGAAAAAGUGUUUGCAAGCAAGGAGGCCUACAAACCUGACUCAGUUACACCAGCUCUGUCAGGAGGAAUGGGCCAAAAUUCACCCAACUUAUUGUGGGAAGCUUGUGGAAGGCUACCCGAAACGUUUGACUCCAGUUAAACAAUUUAAAGGCAAUGCUACCAAAUACUAAUUGAGUGUAUGUAAACUUCUGACUCACUGGGAAUGUGAUGAAAGAAAUAAAAGCUGAAAUAAAUCAUUCUCUCUACUAUUAUCUGACAUUUCACAUUCUUAAAAUAAAGUGGUGAUCCUAACUGACCUAAGACAGGGAAUUGUUACUAGGAUUAAAUGUCAGGAAUUGUGAAAAACAGAGUUUAAAUGUAUUUGGCUAAGAUGUAUGUAAACUUCCGACUUCAACUGUAUAUAGUGUGACAGGUUCUUUGAUGGAACUACAGUGUCUGAUGAUUUCCUAUCUUCUACUGUUUAGCUGGCUGCCAAUGAUCAGAAUGCCAAUAUUUACGGAAACUGGCCAGAGAUGGUGGAAAUUGCCGGCUGCUUCCCCAAGAAGGUCUGACUAGACAUCCCAUACAGAGAUCUCAGAGUAGGACUGCUGAUCUAGAAUCAUGUCUAUCCUGUCCAUGUAUUCUUAUUCAUUAUUAUGUAAAAGGCUAAACAGAUCCUGGAUCAGCACUCAUACUAUGAGGCAUUUUAUAAGUACAGGCCUUGAUAGACAUCCUAUGGAAAGGGAUCCAGACUGGCUUGAUGAUUUGAAGGAUUAAACAAACCACUGUUAGGAUCACUCAACAAUAAGGAACAACUUCUCUGUAAAGGCUGGGCAUUGUGUGUUUUUUCAAGUCAGAUUAUUAUGGUUACAGAAUUUGUGCAAAAUAGAGGAGUUUCAAAGUAUGCAAAACAAUAAAAUAAUGUUUUUAUAAGAAAUUCGAGAGAUG
This is a messenger RNA of Coregonus sp. 'balchen', 9242 nucleotides long. The record is from the annotation of a GenBank genome assembly. NCBI's taxonomy places the organism in Eukaryota, Metazoa, Chordata, Actinopteri, Salmoniformes, Salmonidae.